AUGCUGAGCCGGGACAGCGAUCUGGGAUCCUGGGGCAGCUGUCACGCCUGCUCCUUCCGCCAUCCACCGUCCGCCAUCCAGGCCCUCCCGCCCGAGCACGACAUCCAAUACGGGAUUGCGGAAAGGUCCCUGAGAUUGACGGUCCCUCCCCUUGCAUCCUCCCAUCUUAUUGCUCGGGAGACUUUGAUAUCGCCUUGGCCGGUACUGGAGCUGUGGCGCCGACACUGCCGUCCACCGGUGCUCCGGGAUAUAUUGAACCUCGAUCAUGCCUUUACCACACCUCAGAGCGUCGCGUUCAUCCCGCGGAACAGCACAAGAAGGGACAAGACAUCAAACACCGCCCAUCUCUCGCCAGCGAAGCUUGCCCCCACGGACCCGGGGGCCAUGACCCUCAACGACGUGGACAUCGGCUGGGCCGAGUCAGCGGUCAAUCAACCCCGACUCACCGUCGACGGGCUCGGACGAGGUGCCCCAGCCAGCAACAGCUGCACGAACCGGCGGUGGUGCGCUGUCAUGGCCAUUGGACCCCCGGAACUGCAGCCCGACCCCCGCUCACCAUUAGACCCGCGACUCCGCGAUGGCCCCACGCCUCCACAGCCAGCUUUAGUCCAGCUUGGUCCAGCCAGGCACGAACUGGCAUGGAGCUGGCAUGGAGCUGGCACGACAGGCCAGGAGUGGACCUGUGCCAGCACCGGAAGCGAAGCCGUCGUAUGGGCCAGAUGGGGUUCGCCACGGGGAGUUUCGACCUUCGAGAAGGUUUGGCUGGCGUUCUGCGCAGCUCGCUUGCGCAGCUCGCUUGCGACGUUGUGGCUUCGAGAAUGA
Molecule: messenger RNA, 822 nt
Organism: Diaporthe amygdali
Lineage: Eukaryota; Fungi; Ascomycota; Sordariomycetes; Diaporthales; Diaporthaceae
Exons: 2
Coding region: 1-822 (273 amino acids)
Source: RefSeq, a predicted model, not a curated record